Messenger RNA from Penicillium waksmanii, 2664 nucleotides. Its product is annotated as ankyrin repeat domain-containing protein. NCBI's taxonomy places the organism in Eukaryota, Fungi, Ascomycota, Eurotiomycetes, Eurotiales, Aspergillaceae. Gene Ontology annotation, cellular component: cytoplasm; nucleus. Gene Ontology annotation, biological process: regulation of barbed-end actin filament capping. Gene Ontology annotation, molecular function: protein binding. The transcript has a single exon. The coding region runs from base 1 to 2664 and encodes 887 amino acids. The record is from RefSeq and is a predicted model, not a curated record.
AUGCCGUCGCAGGCGGAGGAUGCAAUCCGCACCAUUUCGGCUUCAGCCACCCAACUCGGCAACCAAAUCUCGGUGCACAUGCUGAACUAUCUCAGCACUACCCAGCAGUUACCAGAUGGUUUUCGUGAACUUUCGCACACCUUCCUUGACACCUGUCGCACUCUGUGGGCCAUUGAGACCGGAGUGACUGAAUUGACCGCCGCCAACCGAGCAUUGCCGGAGGUUAUCAUCGAUGAAGUGGAGAAGAAAUUCGUUGUCGCAUACCGUGAAUUCCAACAAUUGGACAAAGUCAUUUUGAAGCUCGUUCAAUAUGAGCAUCGCGGAACACUAGGGAAACUCCAACGGGGAUGGCAUCGCCCGGCGCAUGAGCUGAAGCGCAUCCACGAGUCCUUGAAGAAGACAAAUGAAACCCUCCAGAUCAGCGGUAUGGCAUUCCAUUGGUCCCUCAGAGAGGUACAGCCGGAGGAGUCGGUGGGCAUUGGUUACGCUAGUCUGGCCGCUGCGCUGGACCGCAUCUCCAAAGGCCGCUCGAUCAUGGGCAUAAACAAAGUUGCGUCUUCUGAUAAUAGCGGGCCUGGGCCAUCCCUCCGAACUCAAUCGUUUGAUUCCGAUGGCUCUUCACCCUCUGUGCCCUCAAAAGAUCCCUCUCCCCUUCGGGGUGCACCUAAGGAAUACCAAUCUGAAGAAAAUAGUCAGGGAACUUCUCCUCGACAGGACCGCGGCAGUUACGGGGACGAUGUAUCCUCCAUUCUCUCUCUCAAUCAGUUCCUGAGCUCUCAACCUGGACGCGAGCCUCAAACAAUUGCUCCCCGUGAACAACAAUCGAUGCCGUAUCGGCCGGCCAAGACAAGCGCUCCAGCUUCCGUCGCGGAGACCAGUAUACGGCAUGAGGGUGAAUCAGAUACUUUGCCUCCCCGCUUAUCCAGCAAGAUGGCGGGUGGAAGUACGUCGACCAUUCGGAAUAAUCUGUCUUCUGCGAUGAGGGAGCGCGAUCAUGCAUCAAUUGAGCAACUCUUGAAUAGCGGGGUGUCGCCAGACAAGGAGGGCGACUUCUAUCCACUCCUCGAGGCCGUGAACCAACGGGAUAUCGAAAGCCUGCGGCUAUUACUGGCCUUCGAAGCCAAUCCCAAUAUUGCCGAACCACAAGGAAAGACACCCCUCCUCCUGACGGUGGAACAGGGAUUCGUGGACGGAGCCAUGCUAUUGCUGAAACACGGUGCUGAUGUAAACUACCGCGCGAACGAGAAGCUAGAUUCACCUCUGAGCUGCAGCAUCAACAAAAGAAACAUCAAGCUCGCACAGUUCAUGUUCUCCCACGGCGGAAAUCCAAAUGAAGAAACCCCCAGCGGCACAACAUUAUUGAUCGAUCUAAUCCGCAAGCAAGUCCCGGAACAACUAGUUCAAAUAUUGCUUGAAGCCGGCUGCGAUCCCAACCGCAAGGACAACCACGGCAAAACAGCGCUCUGCGAAGCAGUUCAUGACGACCAACCAGGAAUCGUGACAAUGCUACUAGAUCACCACGCAAACCCAAAUCUCCCAGGUCCCGAACAUGCUCUCUGGCCCGCUGUCUAUCGCCCAGCCUGUCUACGCAUCCUACUCGCCCGCGGCGCCGACAUCCGCAAAGCCCCAGGAAUAAUGGAGCAGGCGACAAGCGUAAACAACAUCGACGCAGUCCGCGUCUUACUCGAAGCUGGCAUAGACCCCAAUUCCAAAAAGGAUGGGAUAUACACCCCGCUAUGCUCCGCCAUCCGCGACGACCGCCCAGAUAUAAUCACCCUCCUCCUCAGCCACGGCGCCGAUCCAAAUCUAAUGGCAUCAGAGUAUCCAGCAUGGAAAUGCAUCACUCACAACCGCCUCGGAUUCCUCCCAGAACUGAUCGCAGCAGGCGCUGAUCUGCACAAUCCCCCAGGCAUAGUCGAAUGCGCAGUCCAACUCAACAAUUCAACCGCAAUGCACUGGCUCGUCGAAAAAGGCGGCGCCAACCCAAAUGACCGCAACGCAUCAGGCCACACAGCCAUAACGACGGCAAUCCGCGAUAAUCGGCCCGAGGUACUAGAAUGGCUGCCAGCGCACGGCGCAGAUCCAAACGUCCGCGGCCAGGACUGGCCCAUAUACAUGGCUGUUCAGUCGCCAGCCCUAUUGCGUCUGCUUUUACCGGGCAUCAAAAACCUAGGCGCGCAUAAGGGUGUCAUGGAGAAGGCGGUUCAGGCGAAUCAUCUCGAAAACGUGAAGCUUCUCCUAGAAGCGGGCGCGAAUAUAGAGUGGAAGAAUGGUGGUGUGUUUUCUCCAUUGACGACGGCGCUACGCGAGCGACAUGCAGAUCUUGUUCGUUUUCUUCUCGGGGAGGGUCAUGCUGACCCAAAUGCUCCUGGUGAACAUCUUCCCCUUGUUAAGGCGAUACGUCGGUGUGAUGAUGGGGAUUUUUCCAUGAUUGAAUUACUCCUUGAGAAAGGUGCCGAUCCGAAUAAAUGUUAUCGUGACUGGAAUGCAAUCAUGCAGGCUAUUGAAGAUCGGGAUCUGAAGUUGUUGCGCCUGUUGAUUGAGAAGGGUGGUUCUGUCGAUCUUGAGCAAAAGGAUGAGACGGGCCAGACGGUUCUGGAGAUGGCGGAGGCUUCCGGCUGGCCGGAGGGAGUUCGGCUUUUGAUUGACAAUUCUCGCAAGUGA